CAGCGUAUUUCCGACAGUCCGACCGAGUCCAGUGAAGGCAUUUCCCGGAGCUUUGCCCCUCGGCUUCGCUCCUCCUCUCCUGCUCCAGGGACCCUCCCUGUCCAUCUAGUUUAUUGUUGCAUAAACGGCCGGCCGGCACAGCUGGCUCCACAACAUCCUUCCAGGAGCACAGCUGUUUUGCAGCACAUUUCUUUUUUUUCCACCACGUCUCCCUCCCUCUUCCAUCAAGUAAUAUGAUACGUCUUGGCAACCUCAUGCUUGGCGUGUCAAACGGAGGCUUAAUGUACAGUUUGCCCGCUCUCUCUUUUUUGUGAGUUUCCAGAGGCGCGUUGCCACUGCUGCACAGCACUGAGAAGGAUUACAUUCAAAAAGGUUUUUUCCGCUUCUUAUUCUUAUUUAAUUCAACGGAGCCAUGGAGUAUCUUGGAAAGCUGUCGGGGAGCAUUUCCUAUUAUCAAUGCGCCCGGCGUCUCUUUUGCCUUUCUCUCUUCUUGGUUCUGCUUCCGUCUUUCGGAGAAAAACUUGGGACGGACGCCCAGAAAAUUCAGGAAUACGAUGUGCCUCCCAACCUCCGCUCCUUCCCUCCUCGCCUGCACGUCCGCAAGAAGCGCUACACGCUCACCCCGGGACACCUGAAGUGGGACCACUUCAACCUCACCUACAAGAUCCUGUCUUUCCCCAGAAACCUCCUCAACGAGAGCCAGACCCGGAAAGGGUUGUCGGCCGCCUUCCGGAUGUGGAGCGACGUCACGCCCUUCGCCUUCCGGGAAGUGCCGCCGAGCCACGAGAGCGACCUCAAAAUCGGCUUCUACCCCACCAACCACACGGACUGCCUGGAGUCCCGGAUCCACCACUGCUUCGACGGCACCACCGGGGAGCUGGCGCACGCCUUCUUCCCGCAGACGGGCGAGAUCCACUUCGACGACCACGAAUACUGGAUCCUGGGAGACACCCGGUUCAGCUGGAAGAAGGGGGUGUGGCUGACGGACCUGGUGCACGUGGCGGCCCACGAGGUGGGCCAUGCGCUGGGACUCAUGCACUCCCUGGACCCCGAGGCCCUCAUGCACCUCAACGCCACCCUGACCGGGAAGAACCAAAUUUCCCAAGACGAGAUGUGGGGGAUCUACCGACUCUACGGGUGCAAAGACCGGCUGUUCAUCUGCCCGUCCUGGUUGCGCAAGGGAUACUGCCGGACGCGGAGGAGGUUCAUGGCAAAGCACUGCCCGUACAGCUGCGACUUCUGCCUGGAUUUCCCUUUCCCGACGGUGGCCCCGACCGCCCUGCCUCCCAGGAUGAAAACACGGCUCGUUCCCGAAGGAAGGAACGUCACCUUCCAGUGCGGACGCAAGAUCACCCACAAAAAGGGCAAAGUGUAUUGGUACAAAGAAAAGGAGCAGCUGGAAUAUUCCUACCCGGGUUAUCUUUUCCUGAACGACGGCCAGAUGAGCAUCAUCGCCAACGCCAUCAACGAGGGGACCUACACUUGCGUCGUGAAGAAGAAGUCCAAGGUCCUGACCACGUUCUCCUGGCGGAUCCGGCUGAAGCAUUAGCUUGAAACCCACAACGUGUUGGACUUCUUUUUCAGACGCUUGAACCAUCUCAACGACAGUAAGACAUUGCUGUAUACACUUGUGCCUUUCUCAAUGUCAAUUAUAUUUCUCUGGGGAUGAUGGACAUCACAACCUCAGGAUGAAGAAGAACCAGGCUAUAGUCUGACAUUAUUAUUUCCCAUUGAAGUCAACCACGGCUGCGAUUAUCCAACAGUAUAACAUUCCGUAGUCUUAAAUUCACCUCGAAUAUUUUUCACUUUCAGAUCUGCCAAAUACAUAAGGAGUUAAGGACAUGCAUGCUUAUUCCUUGCUCUGGAAUUUGGGAUGUGGGCAUCCUUCGUGCUUAUUUACUUCUUUAAUUCUAUUUUAAUGUCUGUAUAUUUUUUAGGUUUUGGAUUGUACUGUGUUGGCUUUUAAGGCAACCCGCUUCAAAGGAAAAAGCGGAAUGCGAAUAAUAAUAAAAAUGACGAUUAUAAUUA
Molecule: messenger RNA, 2028 nt
Organism: Anolis carolinensis (green anole)
Lineage: Eukaryota; Metazoa; Chordata; Lepidosauria; Squamata; Anolidae
Gene: mmp23b
Product: matrix metallopeptidase 23B
Exons: 8
Coding region: 413-1549 (378 amino acids)
Biological process (GO): extracellular matrix organization; proteolysis; collagen catabolic process
Cellular component (GO): extracellular matrix
Molecular function (GO): zinc ion binding; metalloendopeptidase activity
Source: RefSeq, a predicted model, not a curated record